AUGUCGUCCAAUUACCAGGAUAAUUCUAAUUCUUAUAACAAUGGCUACCAGAAUAAUCGUUACGAUGCAUUAAAUACUACUGCUCAAAUCGUUGGUGACUCACUUACCAUGCUGAAUGAUUAUCAUGAUGACACUUAUCAAAUGCAUAGGAGUAACAGAACAGAUUAUCAACAAACUCGUGUUCCUCCUCCUUCCAAUGCAAAUUUGGUACCUCUUAAUUCGCCUGCUCGAUCAAUUCGUCGUACACAUUCUGAUUUUGAUGAAAUCGAGGAUGAAUUUCGAACUGUAAAUAGUAAAAAAUCAAAAAAUAUUGACCCCAAUCGUUCAAUUCUUCCUGUACAGAGACAAUUGACUCGUUCUCCAUCUCCAUCACUUAUGUCUUUAUCGUCUCAAGUAAAUAAUGGAGUGUCAGUAACCUCAUCGUCAACAGUCAAAUCGCCUUCAAAUCAACGUACAACAGCUAACGGAACAACUGUAAAUUCUAUUUAUAAUAAUCAACAAUCUACUGUUUCAUUUGAAGCUACUCGUUACGCCCAAUCACGUUACCCAUUUCACCCUUUUGUCGUACGUUUCUCAUCUUCUAAGAACACGGAACAAGAGGUUGCUAAAGAUUUAUGUGUACACUUGAAACAAAAUCGUGGAUUAGAUAUUGAAUUAGUGGGAUUUCGUCGUUCUAUUCGUAAAUGUGGUCCAAACGAAGUUGAUAUUUUACUAUUCGUAAAGGAUAGUCAUUCCUUUGCACAUUUAUACAAUGAUCUCAAUUGGCCGCAAACUCGCCACGGUCAAGUUUUUACUCAUCCGUCAUCGCCAUCGAUCCCCCCCGCAAUUGUCUCUUAUUG
Messenger RNA from Didymodactylos carnosus, 839 nucleotides. NCBI's taxonomy places the organism in Eukaryota, Metazoa, Rotifera, Eurotatoria, Philodinida, Philodinidae. The record is from the annotation of a GenBank genome assembly.